CGGGCAUGUGGGAGCUGCGGGCUGCAGGACACCACGUGCGGCCCGGAGGACGCGCGCGGCGCUUCAGAGCGCCGCCCUGCUGGCAGAUCACCCCACCAGGCCUCGCCUGCCCCGAGGUGUGAGCUGAUUGGGAUGGUACCCCGGGAAGGUCCAGAGUCUGCCCAGUGCCCGUGCCCUUCCCUGGCUAGCCUGAAUGCCAAGGAUGUGCUUCGGAGAAAACACAAGCGGAAGAGUCGACAGCACCAGCGAUUCAUGGCCCGGAAAGCCCUUCUGCAGGAGCAGGGGCUGCUGAGCAUGCCCCCCAAGCUGGGACCCUCCCUGCUGCCCAUGCCAUCAGAGGCACUGCCGGGCACUGAAGCCACCAGCAGUGGGAUGCAGCGUCUGAGGAAUGAACCUGGAGGUGCCUCGUGGAGCAGAAAGCUUACCCCCCGGGAAUCCACAGGGCCCCGGCCCAGCAAAUGUGUGGCCAUCGACUGUGAGAUGGUGGGCACGGGACCCCGAGGGCGGGUGAGUGAGCUGGCCCGCUGCUCUGUAGUGAGUUACCAUGGCGAUGUCCUCUAUGACAAGUACAUUCGGCCUGAGAUGCCCAUCGUGGACUACCGCACUCGCUGGAGUGGUGUCACUCGGCAGCACAUGCGCAAGGCCAUCCCCUUCCAGGUGGCCCAGAAAGAGAUCCUCAAGCUCCUGAAGGGCAAGGUGGUGGUGGGGCAUGCGCUCCACAAUGACUUCCAGGCCCUCAAGUACGUGCACCCUCGGAGCCAGACCCGGGAUACCACUUACGUGCCCAACCUCCUCCACCAGCCUGGCCUCCACACCCGCACCCGGGUGUCUCUUAAGGACCUGGCCCUGCAGUUGCUCCACAAGAAGAUCCAGGCUGGCCAGCACGGGCACUCAUCAGUGGAAGAUGCCACGACAGCCAUGGAACUCUAUCGGCUGGUGGAGGUGCAGUGGGAGCAGCAGCAGGCCAGCAGCCUGCCGCCCUGCCCGGAGGACCGAGAGCCUGACAGCAGCACGGACAUGGAGCAGUACAUGGAGGACCAGUACUGGCUGGAGGACCUGGCCCAGGGCACCCGCGGAGAAACGGAGGCACAGGACAGAAGGGAGUGAGGCAGGAGAGCCCUGGGCAAUUCAUCCUGGGCAGGGCAGGGUGCAGCUAGCCUGUUGCCAGGGUCCGGGGAGUUGGGACCAUCUAUCCUUUUGGCUCCCUUGCCCAGGGGCUCUUGUGGGCACUCCCCCCCCCCCAUGGUUUGCUAAUGGCACUUUAUAGGCACUGUGAAAAUGUCAGGUGGGUGAGCUAUGGGGACCCAGCCAGAGGAGGGGGUGUGCCAGCAGACCAUCCUAGCCGUCACUGGCCUCCCCACCCCCUAUGCUGUGCUGUCUCAGAGGGUGAGGUCUCCUCGUGGGGUGUUAGCUCAGUGACCUGGGGUAAGGCCCUUUUCUCUUACUGCUCUCUGCAUCUUCCUCCGCGGGCAUUGUUAGGUUCACAGUGAACAUGUCCUGAAUCUAUAGAGUGAAAGCCCCUCUAAGGGACGUUCCUACCUUUCUCAGAUUUGCAGCUUUGGCCAUAGCCGUAGUAGGAACUCAGUGCUAGGCUGUGAUGGGAUAGCAGAGCCCGCAGGCCCAAGGGGAGCUGGCACUAGGCAUCACCAGGCACUAUUCUGAGAGUGGGGAAAGCAGCUCUGUGUUGAUGUUGGGUGGAGACUGUGGCAUAUUAAUUUUGACCUAACUCGGGCAUUCUUCAUGCCCACAAUGCUGGGCUCUCUUAAGUACAAGCCUGAGAAACAAGACAGCAGUUUGAAUUCUGGGACCUCUGUGCAGAGCUACACCCAAGGGACCUUUAUUUAUUAAGAGUAAAGCCCGGGCAGCCCGGGUGGCUCAGCGAUUUAGUGCCGCCUUCAGCCCGGGGUGUGAUCCUGGAGACCUGGGGUCAAGUCCUGCGUUGGGCUCCCGGCAUGGAGCCUGCUUCUCCCUCUGCCUUUGUCUCUGCCUCUCUCUCUCUCUCUGUGCCUGUCAUGAAUAAUUUAAUUUUAAAAAUCUUAAAAAAAAAAAAAAAAGUAAGGCUGCCAGUGUGCAGGGGGCAGAGGGCAUGUCCAUGGGGCUAGGGCCAGGGAGUGUGUGCACUCCCGGGCUGGUGUCCCCUCAGGCUCUUUGAUCCAUAGUCAUCACGGUUAUCGGGAUCUGUCGGGAUCUCAUAUGCCACCCCUCUUUCAUUGAUUCACAAGGGCCCAUUUGGGGUAUUUAGGUUAGCCAAGACCUCAGGUCCACAUGGACUUGUGAGCCCCAUCCUUGCUUGCCACUUAAUAGCUUUGCGACCUUGAGCAACUAUGUGACCUCACUCUUGAGCCUGUUUCCUCCUCUGUAAAAUGAGGAUGAUGCUACAGCCCACCUCCCCGGGUUGUCAUGGGGAUCAGGUACUGGGGCCUGGCAUGCAGCAAGCUGAGGUCAGUGUGACCUGCUCUGUUUUCUUUAAGGCUGGUCGCAGCCUCUUCUGAAUAACACCUGAGCCAGCCUCCUGGGAUGGAGUGGCUCUGUCUGCAACAGGGCUGUCCUUGCUCGGCUGUUCCAACAGGGGCAGGCUAAGGACCCAGCAUGGAGGUGUGACCUGUGUCUGCUCAGCGUCCCUCUGCAUGCGGGAAAUAACAAUGGUCUUUAUGUCAGCCUGACCCAAGCAACAGGGCCAGGAACUCAGACACUACUGAAACCACACUACUUCCAACUUGUCUGUCAGCUCCCUCCCAGGCUGCAGAGCAGGGAGCUGGCUGAGGCAUUGACCUCUGCUGGCCUGGUUCCAGGGCUUUGUUCUGGAGUCCUUAAACAUCUAUCUGUAGCUGGCGGCAAACUGCCAGCCGGGCUGUAGUAGUUUCGAUUCUUUGGGCUGUGGGUUGAAAAAGAUGGAGAUAUUACCAGUAGGGGAAAUCUACUGGGUUUAAAAUCAGCUUUAUUGUAAAAACAUUUGUUCUGGAAUAAAACUCAGAUGGGAUGCUUAGAUGGCUCAGUGGUUGAGUGCCUGCCUUCCCCCCACCUAGGGUGAGAUCCUGGAGUUCCAGGAUUGAGUCCCACAUCAGGCUCCCGGCAUGGAGCCUGCUUCUCCCUCUGUCUCUGCCUCUCUAUCUCUCUGUCUCUCAUGAAUAAAUAAAUAAGUAAUUUUUAAAAAUAAAAAAAAAUAAGACUCAAUUAGAAAA
Messenger RNA from Nyctereutes procyonoides (raccoon dog), 3182 nucleotides. It is a transcript of the gene AEN, whose product is annotated as apoptosis enhancing nuclease. Bases 133 to 1107 code for a protein of 324 amino acids. Gene Ontology annotation, cellular component: nucleus. Lineage: Eukaryota; Metazoa; Chordata; Mammalia; Carnivora; Canidae. Gene Ontology annotation, molecular function: nucleic acid binding; exonuclease activity. The transcript has 4 exons. The record is from RefSeq and is a predicted model, not a curated record.